AUGCCUCGGACCUUUGGAGGUGACGGAGUCCCACCUCUAACUGACAAGCCAGGGACUCCUAAGAUACGACUUGGCAGACAAAUGGUAAUGAGAUGGGGAGCUAUUAAUAUCAAUGGGGGCUACUCUGGGAAGAAGGUAGAGCUGGCAGAGGCUGCAAGUAAGAUGGGGCUGGACGUUUUAGCUGUUAGUGACAUUCCGGUAAGGGGUGAGAAAGAAGAGGAAGUGGGAGAAUACAAGGUCUACCUGUCAGGAGUCAAAGCAGGAAUAGCACAAUGGGGUGUAGGGCUUUACAUCAGGAAAGAAAUGGAACCCAGCGUAGUUGCAAUAAGGUAUGUAAAUGAACGACUGAUGUGGAUAGAUUUGACAGUGUCUAGCAAGAAAAUUAGGAUUGUGUCAGUAUAUUCGCAUUGUGAAGGGACAGAUCAAGAUAAGAAGGAUAGUUUUUAUGAGGCACUCAGUGAUGUAGUUGUUAAAGGACAAGGACAGUGUUCUGAUCAUGGGUGA
Schistocerca cancellata (South American locust) is the source of this 504-nucleotide messenger RNA. RefSeq lists its product as uncharacterized. Bases 1 to 504 code for a protein of 167 amino acids. NCBI's taxonomy places the organism in Eukaryota, Metazoa, Arthropoda, Insecta, Orthoptera, Acrididae. The record is from RefSeq and is a predicted model, not a curated record. The transcript has a single exon.